AUGGUGUACCCGAAGGUGAAGGUCAGGCAACAAGAAGACCAAGAUGAUCGUCGUGCCGUCAUUGAUUUUUGUUUCCCAGAGAAGGAGCACCAAGAUGUUUCUCCCCCCACUAUUGCAAGAAUUCCAAAAUCUUAUGUCCCAAGUGUAGUGAUGCCAUCAAUAUCUGUAGCUGAAGGAGAAAUGAAGGACAGUAAAAUGGAAGAGCUGAGUAAACAAAAUAUUAGAGCCAGCUCAAUCCCAAGGCCUCGUGCUGUCUUAUCAAGUCCUGAAAAUGAUACAGUGAUCGGAAAUAAAAACAGGAUCAAAGCAGAACGACCAUCAGCUUUGAAGAAUCAUAACUUGGUUAAGAAACCUACACAAUGUGUUCCACGCCAUAUUACUGAAAAUUCUACAAAAACCAAAAAGUCCAAGGAUGAGAACUCUCUUAAAGAAAGGAAAGGGUCAGAGAUAACACUUCCAAGCCAGAGACGACCCCCUAGAAAUGGAAAACCAAGCUCUGCGGGAAAUCGAGUGUCUUUUAGUUGCCAUUAG
Messenger RNA from Prunus armeniaca (apricot), 531 nucleotides. NCBI's taxonomy places the organism in Eukaryota, Viridiplantae, Streptophyta, Magnoliopsida, Rosales, Rosaceae. The record is from the annotation of a GenBank genome assembly.